AUGGCCAAGUUCAAAUUGAAGAAACCAUCAAAAAGGCAACCCGCUCGUCUCCGCUACAAAAUAGAAAAAAAAGUCAGGGACCACAAUAGAAAACAAAAGAAGGAAGCAAAGAAGAAUCCUAAAUCUAAAAAGACAAAACCGAUUCAAAUUCCUAAUGGCUGUCCUUUCAAAGAUGAUAUACUUAAAGAAGUAGAGGCAGUCAAAAAACAUAAAGAGGAGGAAAGGCAGAAGAAGAAAGAGCUAGCCAAACAGCAAAAACAAAUAAAAAUGGAAGAAAAGAAAAAUAGGAAUACUAGUAUGGACACUUUGGUAGCAAAUGCCACAGUCAGAGGUAAAGUACAUGAAGCAUUUAAAGGUGAUGAGCCAUCGGAUGAUAUAGAGUUUGGUAAAGAACGGAAACAGGAAAAUUCUCUUAAGACAUAUUACAGGGAGUUUAAGAAAGUUAUAUCUGAAGCUGAAGUUAUUUUAGAAGUAGUUGAUGCAAGAGAUCCUUUAGGUACUAGAUGUUCCCAAGUAGAAGAAGCAGUUCGCGAAAGCGGUAAACGUCUCGUCCUAGUCCUCAAUAAAGCAGACCUAGUACCUCGUUCAAACCUUGAGGCUUGGCUUAAGUACUUACGUGGAACAGCUCCGGCGGUACCAUUUAAGGCAUCCACACAAGACCAACAGCAUAAUCUAGGUACUAGAAAGAUGAAGCAUGUUAUGAAGGAGAAACAAAUGAAAGGGUCAGCUAGCGUUGGCGCUGAAUUGCUAAUGGGUCUACUAGGCAAUUACUGUCGCAACAAGGGCAUCAAGACAACCAUCACGGUCGGCGUUGUAGGUUUACCUAAUGUUGGCAAGAGCUCCAUCAUCAACAGUCUGAACAGAUCCAAAGCUUGUAAUGUUGGCAGCACUCCUGGUGUUACCAAACAAAUGCAGACCGUGCAACUAGACUCUAAGAUCAAAAUCCUAGACAGUCCGGGUAUAGUGUUCCACUCGGGGCCUGAGAGCGACUCAUCCGUGGCGUUAAAGAACGCGGUGCGCGUCGGUGCCCUCAAGGACCCCAUCACGCCCGCCUCCGCCAUAUUGCAGCGGGCUAGCAAACAGACCCUCAUUGAGCUGUAUUGUGUACCCGAUUUUAAUACACCACAAGAAUUCUAUGCGCACCUGGCAUCUCGCAUGGGCAGGUUCAAAAAGGGUGGUGUGCCGGACCAGGAGGCGGCUGCUAGGAUACUUCUCAAUGACUGGAACACUGGCAAGGUGAGAUACUUCACAGUACCGCCUGAGAUCCCCGAAGCUGACGUAAACGUUGAUGCAAAGAUCGUGCCAGCCUUCGCCAAAGAGUUCGACAUCAACUCGUUCGAAGCCAUGGAGACAGAGGCCAUCAACGAGCUUGCGACUCACGAUACUGGAAUUGAGGCUAUUAAGAUAUCAAGUACAGGCCCAGUGAAAGCAGCUUUAGGAAAUGAUAUGCAAGUUGACGAAGAAGACUCAAGUAUAUUGCCUAAAUCAGUCAAUAUAAGGUCGAAACUGGACAAAGGACGGAAAGCGAAAGAGAAGACUAAAGGCGACCCAGAAAUGCAACUUGAAGGCAACACUAAGCAGAAUAAAUUAAGAAAAACGCAGUUCAAGAAGGACAAAAAGAAAAAGGCGAGAAAUGAAAAGCAGGCUGCAGGCCUAGCUAAUAUAUUAGAAAAUGUCACUCUUAGCACUUUCAAGAAACAAGUUGCAGCUUAA
Molecule: messenger RNA, 1713 nt
Organism: Arctia plantaginis
Lineage: Eukaryota; Metazoa; Arthropoda; Insecta; Lepidoptera; Erebidae
Source: the annotation of a GenBank genome assembly